Andrographis paniculata is the source of this 605-nucleotide messenger RNA. RefSeq names its product FCS-Like Zinc finger 3-like. The coding region runs from base 52 to 462 and encodes 136 amino acids. NCBI's taxonomy places the organism in Eukaryota, Viridiplantae, Streptophyta, Magnoliopsida, Lamiales, Acanthaceae. The transcript is spliced from 2 exons. The record is from RefSeq and is a predicted model, not a curated record.
ACGCGUGCUCUCUGCAAUUCAGAGACACUGCAAACAUUUCCCCCAAAUUAGAUGCUGGGAAAGCGCGGCCGCCAAACUUUCCGACGAACAACUACCAUGAACGAAAUCGACGUCGAUGUAGGAGCGACGGAUUCGACGAUCGGCGGAAGGAGGAGAGGAUGCGAUGACGUUUUAUCGCCGAGGUACUUUAGGAGCAGUUAUUAUUCUUCCGAUAUGGAGACGGCGGAUUUCUUAACAAGCUGCAGCCUCUGCAACCGCCGUUUGUCGCCUGGUCGUGAUAUCUACAUGUAUAGGGGAAACUCUGCAUUUUGUAGCAUUGAAUGUCGAGAACAACAAAUGAAUGAAGAUGAAAGAAAUGAACGGCUUGCCGCGGCGGCCAUGGCGGUUGUUAAAGGCGGUGAAAGCCAUAGCCUCGAAUUGACCGCCGCCGUGCCAGAAGCGGAGACUGCGGCCGCAGCUUGACCAACACUAUUAUGCAUUUAUCUAUAUAUAUAUAUAUAUCUUUUUAGGCAUAGUGCAUGUAAUAUAUAUAUAUAAUUAAAUUUUUAUAUUUGUCACAGUAUAUAUUGAGUAUUAAUUAAUAAUAAAUGAGCCUUUCUUUCGUU